AUGGAAUUCUGGAACACCACCUUGGAGAACAUUUUCUUCCUCAUUGGAAUUCUCCAGGAUAGUAAGUCCCCUGGACUGGUUUGUGCCACAAUCACAUUCCUCUACCUCGUGGCCAUGAUCAGCAAUGGCCUUCUGCUAUUAUUGAUUGCUAAGGACAAGAGGCUCCAUGUGCCUAUGUAUUUCUUACUCAGCCAGCUCUCACUUAUGGAUUUGCUCUUUACAACUGUCAUUUCCCCAAAAACACUAGUGGAUUACUUGCAUGGACAGAGCACCAUCUCUUUUUUAGGCUGUGGAUUUCAGAUGUUUGUGAUAAUGACACUAGGAGAAGCUGAAGACAUUCUGUUGGCCUUCAUGGCAUAUGACCGCUAUGUGGCCAUUCAACAUCCCCUGAAUUAUAUGGUUUUCAUGAGACCCAAAAUUUGCUGGUCCAUGGUGGCCACAUCCUGGUUCUCAUCAUCCUUAAAUGCCCUUGUGAAUGUCAUAUACAUUACGCACUUCCCUUUCUGUAAAGCCCGGAAGAUUCACCACCUGGUCUGUGAGAUCCCUCCACUGCUGAAGCUUGCAUGUGCUGACACCACAAAAUAUCAGUUCAUAAUAUACACAAUGGGAGUGACAUUCCUCUUCAUUCCCCUCUCUGCUAUUUUUGCCUCUUAUACUCUAGUUUUGACUACUGUGUUCCACAUGCCAUCAACACAAGGGAGACAGAAAGCUCUCCUUACCUGCUCAUCCCAUCUGACAGUGGUUGGACUCUACUAUGGAGCUGCUGUAUUCAUGUAUAUUUUGCCCAGUUCUUACCAUAAUCCUCAGCAAGAUAAUAUUCUCUCUGUGUUCUAUAGUGUUAUUACUCCAACCCUAAACCCCCUGAUCUACAGCCUGAGGAACAAGGAUGUACUAGAAGCCCUGAAGAAGGUGCUAGGAAAAGGCAUCCAAAAACCAAAAUUAUAGGAGCCUAGACAUGUCUCUGCUUGAUCUCUCAGGUGAUAGCCAGUAGCUAGCAAAUUCUCUGAAGGCUUGUUUCC
Messenger RNA from Sarcophilus harrisii (Tasmanian devil), 1019 nucleotides. RefSeq names its product olfactory receptor 2AG1-like. The transcript has a single exon. Gene Ontology annotation, molecular function: olfactory receptor activity; G protein-coupled receptor activity. The record is from RefSeq and is a predicted model, not a curated record. The coding region runs from base 1 to 945 and encodes 314 amino acids. Gene Ontology annotation, cellular component: membrane. Lineage: Eukaryota; Metazoa; Chordata; Mammalia; Dasyuromorphia; Dasyuridae. Gene Ontology annotation, biological process: G protein-coupled receptor signaling pathway.